This is a messenger RNA of Emiliania huxleyi CCMP1516, 1263 nucleotides long. RefSeq lists its product as hypothetical. Bases 1 to 1263 code for a protein of 420 amino acids. The transcript is spliced from 3 exons. Gene Ontology annotation, molecular function: glycosyltransferase activity. NCBI's taxonomy places the organism in Eukaryota, Haptophyta, Isochrysidales, Noelaerhabdaceae. The record is from RefSeq and is a predicted model, not a curated record.
AUGCGAUUUUGUAUAGACAAGCCAGAGAGCCACCGUGAAUUCUUUAUCAUGGACGACGGGCGAGUCAAACGCGGACGAGCGGCACGGGACGACGGGCGAGUCAACGCGGAUCAGCCACACGCGAACGCGGAUCAUCCAGUUGCAGCUCGCAGCACUGGCCGUAGCUGGGAGGAAGGCGGCACACGAAUCUUGAUGCUCCCGUCAAUCAAUGGAUCCCACCUCCACACCGCCACCUUCUUCAUGUACGACCAGCCCGAGCUGGACCACGGCUGGAUGAAAACCUGCGAUGGCUUCGCUGAGCUGGCGCACUCCGUCGCAAGCGAGAAGCUUGCUGAGGUUGGGCUCCACUCGCAGCUCAUUCACCAUCCACUGCGCGUGCGCAAUCCGGCCAAGGCCGCCAUAUUUUACCUGCCUAUCUUCGAGGCGACCAGCUAUCUGCUCGGAGAGCAACCGCCGGCGAGAAGGCUGCGAAACUGCACCCGCAUCGUCAGCCGGAUGCAUCCGCUCUCCGGGCUGCUCCGCUGCGCGACCGCAGGGCGGUACAAGGCUCGGGCGGGCGGCGGUUGCCGGACGACAGUGCCCUACGGCGUGAACCCGCAUGCUUUGCAGGCUCACGAGUCCGAGCCGAACGCUCCUCGACCGCUGCUCGUCUCCUUCUCCGGAUCCCUCGACGUGUGCUGCUCAGGGGCGCGGGUCCGCUGCGCCGUUGGCGAUGUGCUCCUCUCCUCUCUGUUCGCGGACGACGUCGAGAUCAUGCCGAGCUUGCACCCCGGAACACGCAGCAUCCAGAACGCGUCGUGCCUUGCACGCACACUGGCCGAGCUCGAGGCUGCGACGAAUGCAUCCUACGCGGCGCACGCGCGUGGCGUAUGGACCGCGCACUCGAGCCCUUGGGACGGUGGGACCUCUCAGGCCGUUGUGAUGAGCCAGCGCGCGGGCAACGCGUUGGCACGGUCGGUCUUCUGCCUUGUCCCUGCGGGCGACACUUUUAUCACCUCGCGCCUCUAUUCGGCGAUUGGCGCGGGAUGCCUUCCGGUCCUUCUCGGGAGCCACAUCUGGGUCACCGGAGUGCUUGCAUUUUCUGCGCGCAUCGACUACCGCGCCUUUGCCGUCGCGGUGGACGACCACGCCUAUCUCAGGUCGCCGCAAGGGCUGGUGCCAAUGCUCCGCGCAAUGCCCCGCGACGAAGCCGCGCCCGGCGCAAACGCGACUGCGCAGUGGCUCAGCCUCGCGCGCAACAACGGCUCCAGCAGCACCGUCUGA